Aspergillus clavatus NRRL 1 is the source of this 678-nucleotide messenger RNA. RefSeq lists its product as uncharacterized. Bases 1 to 678 code for a protein of 225 amino acids. Lineage: Eukaryota; Fungi; Ascomycota; Eurotiomycetes; Eurotiales; Aspergillaceae. The transcript is spliced from 2 exons. The record is from RefSeq and is a predicted model, not a curated record.
AUGUCGACUCUGACGAUCCAAGUCCUCAACAACAGCGGCAACAGCAAGAUUUACUAUCUGUUUUAUCAGCCAUUUUCAGCUCAGUUCACACCAAUGGCAUGUGUGACCCAGAAGUCAACGACCAUCACGAACAACAAAGCCGCAACAUUCAUGGUCGAAAUGCCCUCUGCUGUCGUCUGCGGAACUAGUCCCAAUAUUCCACUGGCCCCCGGUGUCAAUGUAAACAUCGAAGAGUCAACAAUUAUUACACCUCCGCAGAGCGUUUCUAUCGGAGUUCAGGGCAACGACCCAUACUUUCCUUCUAUUGACGCAGAGGCCACUGGAGGUAACUGGGCGAAAAUAUCGACGACGAGAUAUGACUCAAACCCGGACGCACAUCUGUUUUGUGGUCUGGGUGUUGUCCAGGCUUCUGGACGAGUUACUCCCAGCUGUGUAUGGGAGAUUGAACCGAUUUCGAGCUAUCCGGUUCCCGAUCCUCCCCAGCCACUGGUAUUCUACAUUUCCAGCGAUCCGAAUCUAGAUAUUGGAACAAUCACCACGGCAAAGGAUGCAGUACCCGCUGUUGCUGUUGACUUUACUGGUACCGGAGGUACAUUCUGUCUGGUCACGCAGUUGUCGAAUGGUUCUUUUCAGGUGAAUCCUCCUUCGGAUGAUACGAAGCUGGGUCGUCGGGAGUGA